Molecule: messenger RNA, 1830 nt
Organism: Sclerotinia borealis F-4128
Lineage: Eukaryota; Fungi; Ascomycota; Leotiomycetes; Helotiales; Sclerotiniaceae
Source: the annotation of a GenBank genome assembly
AUGGCGGAUAUUGAUGACGAACUUCUCGCUCUUGCAGGAGAUGAUUCUUCUGGGGAGGAGCAGGUCGCAACAAACGACGGAGGAAGAUUGAAUUCUUCAUCGCCUGAUCGUAAUGGAGCGGUAAAGAGUGCAGCUAGUCAAGGAGGACAGAAGGGAGGCAGACGAAAUGAUGAUUCUGAGGAAGAAGGUGAAGCUUCUUCUGGCGAUGAAUCCAUCCGUUCGGAACGAUCAGCUCCAAUGGACGAAUCUGAUUCCGAUUCCGAUGGCCCAGGUUUCCGCGAUGAUGCUGAUCGAUAUCCUCUUGAAGGCCGGUUUAUGAACACAUCCGAUAAGGCAAACAUCCUUUCUAUGCCUGAAAUUGAGCGUGAGCAGGUCUUAGCUGAUCGGGCUCAAGAAAUCGAGAGGGAUCGACAAAACAGAGCACUUCGUCAACUCUUAAAUGCUCGUGACGCCGAGACUAAGAAGGCAGACAAAAAGCGAAAAUCCGGUGCUGCAGAGUUGGAUGAGAAUCAGCGCAAGACAUCUCGCCAACGUACCAAGCUUGGUGGUGGAAAGGUUGGAGAAGCCAGCACUGGAAUCGACAGUCUUAAACGCGCACGAGCUGAGAAGAAUGAUCGCCAACGUCGCCGUGAAGAAGACAAAGAGCGUCAUAAGGGUGAUAGCCGAAGAGACAAUCGCGAUGAUUACUCGGAUGAUGAUGGUGAUGGAGAUAGCGAGGUUGAAUGGCAGGCAUCAAAGUCAAAAAAGAGGUCGGCAUCUCCAGAUUAUCGCGAUGCAGAGCCAGCAAUUCUUUACGAUGUUGAGCGAGUCCGAGUUGGUAGAAGCAGAUUUGCUAUGGUCUGCUUUUAUCCUGGGUUCGAUGAAGCUAUUACAGGAUGCUUCGUUCGGGUAAAUAUUGGUGUUGACAAGGAGACAAAUCAAAACCUUUACCGCAUGGGGUUUGUCAAAGGCUUUAAAGAAGACAAACCAUACGCUAUGAUAUCUAGUAACGGGAAGCAAUUCUCGACAACACAAUAUGUGAUUGCUUCUCAUGGCAAGUCCGAGAGAUCAUGGCCAUUUAUCGCCUGCUCGGAUUCUCGAUUUACGGAGGCUGAAUGGCAACGAUUUAGGCAAAAUUGUAUCGCGGAUGGCAUACCUGUUCCAACAAAACCAAAGUUGAUGCAAAAGUGUGCAGAGAUCAAUGCUCUCGUCAACCGACCCUGGACUGAAACCGAGCUCCAAGAGAAAUUGAAGAAAUCCAGUGUGUUGACCAAAAGAUGGAAUGAAUCUGAACGCGUGCGUAUUACCAACGCUAUCAAGGACCAAAAGGCACUUGGCAAUACCGAAACGGAAGAGAAAUAUCGUGCAGAACUCGAGGCACUCGAUAGUUCUAAACUAGCUUAUGGCACUACCCUCAAAUCAACACCAAAGAAAAAGGUCCACUCUCAACAAGACCGACUUGCCGAACUGAACCGAACAAACCGUCGCAAAAAUAUCGAGGAAGUACGCCAAGCACAAAUCAACGAACGUCGCGCCGCUCGACAAAACGAAGCAGCAAUUGCCCGUGGAGAAUUAGUCGAUGAGGAUCACUCACGACGUGUCAAAACUCGAGCUACUUUCAAGCAUGAUCAUACUGGAGGCAAGGACAGUGCAACGGCUACUCCGGCUAGUGGUACUUCGACCAACAACACUCCCAAACUGGUGGCGAAGAAUGAUGCGCUACCAAUACCGAACUUUAGUAAGCUUCAGACGACGUCGAAAGGUGGGGUUCCGGGGUUUAGGAGACCUUUGAUGGAUGAUGAUAUCAUUGCUAGUAUCGAUAUUGGUAUUAGUGAUGAUUUGGAACUGUAG